AUGCCGCUGGUGCCUCGAUACACGUGGGAAGAAGACGCGUCCAGCCUCGCGCUGGAGCUGCAUCUGCCCGGGACAGCGUUGCGCAGCACCGACAUUUACGUGAGCGAUCUGGUGGUGAAGGUCAAUGCGGCGCCCUACGUGCUGUUGCUAGACCUGCAGGACGCGGUGGACGAUGCGUCUGCUGUUGUAAAGAGCAUCCCGGCGUCGAAUUUACUUCGGAUCUCGUUGACGAAGAAGGAGAACCGACUGUGGAAGCAGCUGCAAUACCAAGACACCAAAGCCGCUCUAAAAGAACGGCGAGAGGCGUCAAUGGAGCGGAAACGAGCGAGUGAAACUGCGUUGAGCGAGAAGAGGAAGGAGCGGAAGUACCAGGAGGAGAAGGAGACUUUACGCGCGCAAAUGGCAGUCGACGACACCAAUCGUCAGAUCCUGACCGACCUCAAAGCGGAGGAAAAAGAGCGCGAAGAGCGCGAAAGCCCCUCGUUAUCUGCUCAGAAGACGAAGAAGAAGGUGUCUUUUGCAUCACCUCCGCACGACAGCUCACCCGAAUCGAGGGACAAUCAAGAAGACGAGGUCAUUGAACUGACUGAAGAUGGCAGCUUUGACGUUUCAAGUGCUGCGAAGCCUGCAGUUGAUGUCGAGUCACAGUCUAGUGCUGCUACAGCCGAAGUCGCCGAGCCAAGUGAUUGGGUCGAAGUCUCUCGUGAUGAAGCCAUCAAAGUCGAAAAUGACAGCGAUUCUGCUGGAGAAGCGGUCGAGCUUCCUCCUCCCCGGGAAUGCGUAAAGUCAGAAAUCCGCUUUACUCCUAGAGUCUUCCCGACACCUUCUCGAGAAUCCAAGGCUGCCGAAGAAGAGGACUGGCUGCUGAAGAACCGCAAGCACAUCAACAAACACCAGGGACUCAACCGCACCUCGGAAUACGACAUCAGCGAAACGGAUCCUAUUUGGUUGAAGGCUAAAGGUGACGACUUCUUCCAUUCCAAGGACUUCCGCAGUGCUACGAAUGCGUAUGCCGAAGCCAUUUCUGCAACGCCCAGUGAUAAUACGGACCUGAUUGCUACUUGUCUGUCGAAUCGAGCCGCUUGCCUGCUUCAACUCGGCGAGUUCGAGGAAUGCAUUUCAGACUGCUCGAAGGCUCUGUCGUAUCUCCCCGAUACCCGCGAUACGGACAACAGCUCGAGUUUAUUGAAGCACUACCGCCUGAAGCUAAAGCUGUUCGUUCGGCGAGGUACCGCCUACUGUCGCGUUGGCCACUACAGCCAAGCGAAAGCUGACUACGGCGUGGCCUGCUCCAUGGACAACCAGAACCCGCAGCUUCGAGACGACUUUAUGGAGCUCGUCGCGAUGGAAAAGGCACACGAAUUGAAGAUAGCCGGCGACGAAAUCUUCCGACAGGGCAAGGAUCUCGACCAAGCGGUUCAAAAGUACUCGGAGUCGCUGCAGCUGAACCCAUUAUCGAUCGCUUGCUUGUCGAACCGAGCCGCGUGCUACCUGAUGCAGCAUUCUGCAAAGGAAUGCGUCCACGACUGCACACGAGCUCUGGAGCUUCUGCAGCAAGACACGACAACAGUUGGUGCUUCCGGGCAAGACCACGGACUUGCCUUCUUCUCGAUUGGCCCAGCCGCCGGGUCAGCCCAGCGACGGGCUUGGGUGGUGAAAACGCUUGUCCGACGUGGCGCCGCUUACUUGUCGCUUCGUGACUUAGAACGAGCUGAACAAGACUACGCAGCAAGUGUCGAGCUGGACCCAACCAACGAAGCACUGAAGGCCGACUUGGCGAAGGUUCGCAGUGAACGAUAG
Molecule: messenger RNA, 1800 nt
Organism: Phytophthora sojae
Lineage: Eukaryota; Oomycota; Peronosporomycetes; Peronosporales; Peronosporaceae
Exons: 6
Coding region: 1-1800 (599 amino acids)
Biological process (GO): cilium movement; outer dynein arm assembly; inner dynein arm assembly
Molecular function (GO): protein binding
Source: RefSeq, a predicted model, not a curated record